Messenger RNA from Galeopterus variegatus (Sunda flying lemur), 672 nucleotides. RefSeq names its product kelch-like family member 26 (gene KLHL26). The transcript is spliced from 2 exons. Gene Ontology annotation, molecular function: protein binding. Lineage: Eukaryota; Metazoa; Chordata; Mammalia; Dermoptera; Cynocephalidae. The record is from RefSeq and is a predicted model, not a curated record. The coding region runs from base 1 to 672 and encodes 223 amino acids.
AUGGCCGAUAAGAACGGAGCCCUCAAGUGUACCUUCUCUGCACCCUGCCACAGCACCGGCCUCCUGCAGGGCCUGGCCACCCUCCGUGCCCAGGGCCAGCUCCUGGACGUCGUGCUCACCAUCAACAGGCAGACCUUCCACGCGCACAAGGUGGUCCUGGCUGCCUGCAGUGACUACUUCAGCGCUGAGGUGACCCUGGACCUUGACUGUGUGCAGGACGUGCUGGGUGCAGCUGUGUUCCUUCAGAUGCUGCCUGUGGUGGAGCUGUGCGAGGAGUUCCUCAAGGCGGCCAUGAGUGUGGAGACCUGCCUCAACAUUGGCCAGAUGGCCACGACCUUCAGCCUGGCCUCACUCCGGGAGUCUGUGGAUGCCUUCACCUUCCGGCACUUCCUGCAGAUCGCCCAGGAGGAGGACUUUCUGCGCCUGCCACUGGAGCGUCUCGUCUUCUUCCUGCAGAGCAACCGGCUGCAGAGCUGCACCGAGAUCGACCUGUUCCGUGCCGCAGUCCGCUGGCUGCAGCAUGACCCGGCGCGGCGGCCCCGUGCCAGCCACGUGCUCUGCCACAUCCGCUUCCCGCUCAUGCAGUCAUCGGAGCUGGUGGACAGCGUACAGACGCUGGACAUCAUGGUGGAGGAUGCCCCCCCGGUCCCUUUCUCUCUCCUUUCUUCCUGA